AUGUCGCUACGUAGAUUAGUUUCCUUCAAGUGUCCGGGAUCUACUACUGCAAACGUACUGGGGAUAGGCACGGAUAUCGUGUACUUGCCACGAUUUGCCAAGUUGGUCAGUGAUGAUGCAUCUGCACGAAAAGCGCGAACAAACAAUCGCAUCUUGGGCAAAUUCAUGCACGCAACUGAGCUUUCAAAACUGCAGUGCAUGCGUCAGAACAACAGACCAGACACAGCACUAGUGCAGUACGUGGCUGGUGUUUGGGCUACCAAAGAAGCUGUCUACAAAUGUUUCGCGUCCAGCUCGAAUACCAGCAUUAUAGAGCUGCCACCUGCAAAAACCAUUUACACACGGUUUUGCUACAAGACUAACGACAGUAAGGGUAUUCCGAAAUUAGUGUUCGAUCAAGAACUGGCUGGUGUCUACCCAGAAUUCGUGAAAGCUUACAUCGACAACACCAAAUUUCUGCUUAGUAUAUCCCACGAUGCGGACUAUCUGGUGAGUUACGUUUGCCAUGUCAGGCAUUAA
Molecule: messenger RNA, 519 nt
Organism: Lachancea meyersii CBS 8951
Lineage: Eukaryota; Fungi; Ascomycota; Saccharomycetes; Saccharomycetales; Saccharomycetaceae
Source: the annotation of a GenBank genome assembly